Molecule: messenger RNA, 894 nt
Organism: Oikopleura dioica
Lineage: Eukaryota; Metazoa; Chordata; Appendicularia; Copelata; Oikopleuridae
Source: the annotation of a GenBank genome assembly
AUGUCCAAAAGCGAUCCACGUGGUGCUAGUGACGCCAAGCAAGUGUUCUCCGCGCUGAAUGCCCAACUGAUGGCCGAGCUACCAAAAUUAUCCGCCUUGGCGGAAUCACUAUUCCUCUCAAGCGUAGCCUCGUUAACUUAUCUCGUCGGACAGCUUCUUGCUAAGCUGAAUUCCCAGCACCCGCGUCCGUCCUCUGAAAAUAAUCAUGCUGCCCGUGCAAAGUUUAAGAAGAGUAACGACGAUCUCUGGCUUGCCAUUCAAAAGCUCGAUCUUAUAUCCACCAAUUUCAAUCGCCCAAAACCAGAGCCUGUUCUUACAUCGAGCACUCAAACUCCUCAUGAUAGAAGUAUUAUUGCAAAUCAAAGAGGUUAUGUCUUCCAAGCCAAAGAUAGAUGGAUAUCUGGCGAUAGAAGGGAUCUGAAAGUUUCUAAAGGAGACCUGCUUCACAAAAUACACGAUCAAGUCGUCCAAGGAAAGAUCCUUGUGGACAAUGGUUCCAAAAAAGGAUAUGUUCCGAUGCGGAUUCUCUCUCCAAUUUCAAGGCGACAGUUAGGCUCAUUCGUCAACGGAAAUUCUGAUUCUUCUGAGCAGCUGCAGACGGUUUUGCCGGAGAAAUCCGGUAAAGACAAGAGUUCCUCGGCCUUGAUAGAUUUCGAAACUGAGGCUGACUCUCCUGUUUCUAACAAGACGAACACAAGCGAGUUCUUCAUAAACGCAAAAUACGACUUCACUAGAAGAAGUGAUGCCGAGCUGACUGUGGAAGAAGGGGAGCGUGUUUUGGUUGUUACGCAAGCAGAUGCCGAUGGAAAUACAGACUGGUGGUUUGUCAGGAACAGCGUCGGAAAAUCAGGAUACGUCCCACGCUCCUAUCUCGUCAACGAAGCCGAUAUCUAA